AACAUAGUUUGAUUUUUCUUACUAUCAAAAAUAUUAGCAACUUGUAUCAGUGUCAUAUAGCCUUUGAAUUUGAAUGUUUAAUAAAUAGGUCGAUUUGUCUGAAAUUUACGUACUAUAAAGCCCAGUCAUGUACAAGUACUUAUCGGUCCUAUUGCUAGCUGCAGUAGUUGUUGGAGCUGCUAAACCAGAAGAUAGUGAAUCGUGUUACUCCUUCGGCGGCGGAAAUGUAUAUCCCGAUCAGCCGAAGGGCGAUCAUCAGUUACAAUACACCAAGGCAGUCAUUUCCAAGCCAGCUCCUCAGUUUGAGGGAACCGCUGUGGUCAAUAAGGAAAUUGUGAAGCUAUCGCUUUCCCAGUAUCUGGGAAAAUAUGUGGUGCUGCUCUUCUAUCCACUUGAUUUCACCUUUGUCUGCCCAACGGAGAUCAUAGCCUUCUCCGAUCGCAUCGCCGAGUUCAAGAAAAUCAAGACGGAGGUGAUCGGCGUCAGCGUGGACUCCCACUUCACCCAUUUGGCCUGGAUCAACACGCCGCGCAAGGAGGGCGGUCUGGGCAACGUUAAGAUCCCCCUGCUCUCCGAUCUGACGCACAAGAUCAGCAAGGACUACGGUGUCUAUCUGGAGUCCAGCGGCCAUGCCCUGCGCGGACUCUUCAUCAUCGAUCAAGCCGGAGUGUUGCGACAGAUCACCAUGAACGAUCUGCCCGUGGGACGAUCCGUGGAUGAGACCAUUCGCCUGGUGCAGGCCUUCCAGUACACGGACACGCAUGGAGAGGUGUGCCCAGCGGGUUGGCGGCCAGGUGCCGAUACGAUCGUUCCCAAUCCGGAGGAGAAAACCAAGUACUUUGCCAAGAAUAACUAAGGAUAGAUGCACCACAUCCCUGUUGAUCAACCAAGCCCAGUUGCAUUCCAGAUGUUCACGACUGAAUCACGACUGAAUCCUCUGUACAAAAGUCCGUAAUGCCACCGAUUGCAAAUGGUUCGCAUUUGUUUUGUAUAAAAUAUAGUUUGUUUAUUUUACAGCAUAACUGAGAGAUAAAUAAAUUGAUGAAGUACAUGUUUAA
This is a messenger RNA of Drosophila elegans, 1058 nucleotides long. RefSeq names its product peroxiredoxin-2 (gene Prx4). The transcript has 5 exons. Bases 128 to 856 code for a protein of 242 amino acids. Gene Ontology annotation, cellular component: endoplasmic reticulum; cytosol. NCBI's taxonomy places the organism in Eukaryota, Metazoa, Arthropoda, Insecta, Diptera, Drosophilidae. The record is from RefSeq and is a predicted model, not a curated record. Gene Ontology annotation, biological process: hydrogen peroxide catabolic process; cell redox homeostasis; response to oxidative stress. Gene Ontology annotation, molecular function: thioredoxin peroxidase activity.